Pochonia chlamydosporia 170 is the source of this 2643-nucleotide messenger RNA. RefSeq names its product glycosyl hydrolase. NCBI's taxonomy places the organism in Eukaryota, Fungi, Ascomycota, Sordariomycetes, Hypocreales, Clavicipitaceae. Gene Ontology annotation, biological process: carbohydrate metabolic process. The record is from RefSeq and is a predicted model, not a curated record. Gene Ontology annotation, molecular function: hydrolase activity, hydrolyzing O-glycosyl compounds. Bases 1 to 2643 code for a protein of 880 amino acids. The transcript has a single exon.
AUGUGUUACGGCAAGCAAGCCAUCAUCGGCUUGGCUUGUGUUGUUGCAGCGCAAGCCCUAGCCGUUGCGCCGCCACUGGUAUCUACAGCUGGACAAACUGCUGCCAUACCAAAAUGGGAUCUUCAGUCCUCAUCAAAGACAUCUAACUGCAAUCCUCCAACAUUGUCGAAGCCUGGUGCUGAUACCUCCUCGUGGUAUCACGCCCCGGUCUCACGAUGCACCUUAAUGGGAUGCCUGCUGGAGGCCGGUGUGUAUAAGGACAGCGAGCUCUGGUUCUCUAACACACUUGAGAAUUUUGACAAGUCGCAGUUUGGCGUGAACUGGUGCUACCGCCAAGAAUUCUCGCUUGUUCCGGCCACCGGACAGCACUUCUUCCUCAAGACACAUGGCAUUUCUUCAAAAGCCGACCUAUACCUGAACGGCCAACUGGUCGCUGAUAAGUCGAAGCAAGCCGGGUCUUACGCCGGAUACACCUACGACAUUACAAAAUUUGUUGCCGCUAACAACGCGUUGCUUAUCCGCACAUACCCAACAGACUACAACGUUGACCUUGCUGUUGGCUUCGUUGACUGGAAUCCUUACCCUCCGGACAGUGGCUCGGGAGUUUGGCGUGAUGUCGAGAUCAAACAGACAGGCUCUGUGGCCCUAGGAGACUUGCGCAUCGCCUAUGACCUUGCACAGCCCCUGGGGAGCAGCGCGACCGUCACGUUGAAGGCAACGGCCCAGAACCUGGAGUCCUCCAGCGUCACCGUGAGCUUGGCAGGCGUUGUCGACGGGGAUUCGCAGCAGACCGCCAGCAAGUCCUUUACUUUGGCACCCUUGGCCACGCAAGAACUGAGCGUUUCUGUGAAACUGGAUAGCGUCAAACUCUGGUGGCCAAAGCAGUGGGGAGACCAACCACUCUAUGCUGCCCAACUGACAGCUUCCGUGGGCGGGAAGGUCUCUGAUGUUACUGCAAAGAAGAACUUCGGCCUUCGCCAAGUCAGCUCCAAGGUCAAUUCGAACUCUGAUACCAUAUUCACUGUGAACGGGAAACCGUUCCAAGUGUCUGGUGGAGGAUACUCUCCGGACAUGUUCCUCCGAUGGGACGCCGCCUACUUCGAGAACGUGGCCAAGUAUGUCCUUGAUAUGGGUAUGAAUACCAUCCGCUUGGAAGGCAAAAUGGAACAACCUGAGCUCUACGACAUUGCAGACCGUCUUGGUGUUUUCAUCAUGGCGGGCUGGGAAUGCUGUGACAAGUGGGAAGCAUGGAGUUACAAUGACGAGGGAAGCUCCAAAGCGGUAUGGGUCGACAGCGAUUACGUUAUAGGCAACGCAAGCAUGCUACAUGAAGCACUCAUGAUUCAAUCGCACCCCAGCGCUCUUGCGUUCCUUGUUGGAAGCGAUUUCUGGCCAGAUGAUAAGGCUACUGCCCUAUAUCUCAACUCGCUCAAAGCAGCUGACUGGAAUGCUGCCAUUAUCUCCUCUGCCUCCAAGCGCGGGUAUCCCAAGGCACUUGGACCGUCGGGCAUGAAGAUGGACGGCCCAUAUGAUUGGGUUCCCCCUAAUUACUGGUUCGACACAACUGGUAGUGAAGACCGCUUGGGUUCUUCAUUUGGCUUUGGAUCUGAGUUGGGUUCUGGUGUUGGAACCCCUGAACUCGGCAGCUUGAAGAAGUUCUUAUCCAAGGCCGACAUGGAUGACCUGUGGAAAUCACCUUCAAAGGGCCUAUGGCACAUGUCGUCAUCAAACGGACAAUUUCAUAACCGGAAACUCUACAACGCUGCCCUAUACGCACGAUUUGGUUCUCCUACCUCAUUAGAUGACUAUUUAAUGAAAGCUCAGAUGAUGGACUACGAAGCUACUAGGUCUCAGUAUGAAGGCUAUUCUGCUAUGUGGAACGCUCAACGUCCUGCUACUGGCUUGAUCUACUGGAUGCUCAAUAACGUGUGGCCUGGGUUACACUGGAACCAAUUCGAUUACUACCUCCAUCCCGCUGGGUCAUAUUUCGGCACAAAGGUAGGGUCAAGAAUCGAGCAUGCCGCUUUCGACCCCGUCAAAAGCGCAGUGUGGUUGAUCAACCACUCGCUCAAGGCUCAGGGUGCAAGAACCGUUGCGGUCGAUAUAGUAGGUCUUGAUGGAAAGGUAGUGUCAUCGUCUAAGAUGAGUGCCACGACCACGCCAAACACGAGCAAGAACAUUGGCACUAUUACCGCAAUCAAGAGUCCCAAAGCUAUCCAGCUUCUGCGGCUAGUGCUGUCGGACGACCAAGGUAAGGUGUUGAGUCGCAACGUGUACUGGGUCGGCACAAGUAUCGACACAUUGAACUGGGGAGGCUCGGAUUGGUACUACACUCCUGUGUCCAAGUAUGCCGACUUCAAGCCUCUUAACACUAUGGCCAAGGCCACGGUUAGUGGUUCGCCUGCAAAGUCAGGUAAUGGGUGGAAGGUCACUCUUGAGAACAAGUCGUCUGUCCCAGCAGUCUUUAUACGGCUCAACUUGGUGGACGCAGCUGGGGCCGAUGUGGUUCCUGUCAAUUGGUCUGACAAUUAUAUUACCUUGUGGCCAAACGAAAAGAUCACUUUGGACACCUCCGGCUCUGGUGCUGCUGCUGUUGAAAUUAGUGGGAAGAACGUCGUGAGCAGUAAGGUAGCUUUAGCAUAG